UUCUCCAGUAAGAAGCGAGGCAGCAGCCGAGGAAAAGCAUCUAAUUUACCUGUGUUUAAGAAUAUAUGGAAGAGUUUAUCCAGGACUGAUCCCUACGGAGAAAUUUAAAGUGGAUACAAUUCCUAUGAGGAUAGCUUUAAAAGGGGGAAAUAAGUUCUUCAUUUCGUAAGAAUAACCUACUACCUACCUGAAAUAAGAGGCAGAUCGUGAUUUGAGAGCCGUGAUGAAUGUGACCGCCACAGAGCAUGGAGAGGCGCAUGCGCCUAUCCUCCAGGGGCUAUGGGAGUCAGUGAGAUCAGGGCAGGAGGACAUCCUGCUGUCCCCUUACCUGCCUGCGUCCUACGCCUUCUUGACCCACGUCCUGCUCUGCGCACCUUUCCUCGCGCUGGACGCGCUGGGGAGCGUCUGUCGGCGGGUCCGCUCGUGGAGGAUCGCUGCAGAAUCGGGUCCGCCGCCGUCUCUCCGCCGCUGGUUUGACUGUUUUUGGAGGCUGCUGUACAGAUACCUGACUGCCGUCCUCCCGGCCACCGCGCUGUUUCACACGCUGAGGAGCCCCGCGUUACCGCAGCUGGCUCCAUCCUGCUGGCAGCUCUUUGUGGAAAUCUUCUCGUGUUUGCUGCUUUUUGACACGCUCUUCUUUAUAUGGCACGUCUCCAUGCACAGGGUUACCUGGCUCUACCGUAACGCCCACCAGCUGCACCACCAGCACCACACACCCUUCGCUCUGGCCGCUCAGGACAGCGGCUCUCUGGAGCUGCUGUCUCUGCUGCUGCUGGCUCUGAGCAGCGCCUGGGCGGUGGGCUGCCACCCUCUGAGCGAAGCCGUCUUCCACCUCGUCAACAGCUGGCUGGCGGUGGAGGACCACUGUGGCUACGAACUGCCCUGGGCUCUGCACAGACUGCUGCCCUGUCUGGGAGGAGCCCCCUACCACCAAGUCCACCAUACUCUCCACAGUGUCAACUACGCCCCCUACUUCAUCCACUGGGACGUCCUCUUUGGCACAUACCGUGCACCAGAGAAGUAUUCUCGUCCAAAGUGACAAAACUGUUGCUUAUAUAAAAACUGAGGAUUGCUCAAGUUCCAGCAAAGCUGCCAAGAUGCACUGAAGGAUAAGUUCUGCAGAUUUUGGUCAUUCCUGAUCAUCCUGUUUCAUGUUGCAAAAGGGAGAUGUUAUCCUACGGUUUACAGCAAACCAACCACGCCUAUUUCAGUCACACAUCCUACAAUGCCAAGACAUUUUCAGAGUUGUGAUCACAAAAUGCUAUUUCUAAUAAAAAAUGAUUGAAAUCUGUAUAACUGAGUUCAUGGACAAACAUCCUGUUCAGGUGCAGUAUUUACAAUGUGAAACGUUCAUAUCUACAACUGUUCUCCAUCAAGUGAAUGCAGCACGAGAUGAGCAGAGAUUACGAUAAAUCAAGACAUUGAAACAAUGAACAAAUGCCUGAGCUAAUAUGCAACUGAUGUGCACUCGUGACAUGGGAGAGUUUUUGGAUACAUUUAUCUUACGAUUCAGCCGAACACUUGGAUGAAACGAGUAUCCCGAAGGAUAAUGUACUUUUAGUGAGCAUGAGUAUCAUACCAUUAAAAUGUGCUACUUAAUCUCAUGUAAUUCUUCACGUAUUGCUUGGAUUUUGUUUAUAUUUGCACCAAUGCACCCUGACAUCUAUAUAUCGUGCAUUUAUUAUACAACUAAAGCAAGUUCAAUGUGAUGUUUAGGAUGUCUGUCAUUGAUAGAGGUGUUUAAAAUUCAAAAAUGUAUCUAAACAACUCUUGCAUAUCGGAUUAUGUAAAAGUUAGAAAAGAAGUACUAUCAAGUAAAU
Messenger RNA from Anarrhichthys ocellatus (wolf-eel), 1820 nucleotides. Its product is annotated as cholesterol 25-hydroxylase-like protein. Gene Ontology annotation, molecular function: oxidoreductase activity; iron ion binding. Gene Ontology annotation, biological process: lipid biosynthetic process. The coding region runs from base 224 to 1039 and encodes 271 amino acids. The record is from RefSeq and is a predicted model, not a curated record. The transcript is spliced from 2 exons. Lineage: Eukaryota; Metazoa; Chordata; Actinopteri; Perciformes; Anarhichadidae.